GCACAACCGACUGGUCUUUAAGCAGUCACGAACGAGCCAUCGUUCGUUGCAGCCGUGGCGAACGCGAAUUUCGUUUCCACCCCGGUCGCCACCUCCGCUUUUCUAUUUUUCAUCAGUGAAAGGCAAUCACCUCGGGUUCGCCUGUUCGCGAGGAUCGACUAGUGUAGUUUUGAGUCAGUCAGUGAAUCGGUGAUUCAAUUUUGGAUGAACGCUUUAGCGUGGAGGAGAUGUUGCUGGGAGUAGACGGCCGUUCGCUAAUCGAUUCGUGAUGAACAAACAGUGAUAGUAGGAGUUGGAAAAAGGAAAAAGUCGUCGAGGAGAAUGUCGAGGAUAUCAGAAGGGGUGGACGAGCGCCCCAUGGAUCCGGGGCUUAAAUUUGGCACCACUUGAAUGCGAAAGAAGAAGUACAAAUGAGCAAAACGCGGGAUGGGCAAAUCUUGGCUUUCGGCCCUGUUUCCUGCGACGAUGACGACGAUGACAAUGAUGGCGUACGUCACUGUAACGACGGCCACCACUACCGUGCCGUCAUUCGGCACAACCACCGCCAGUGAUAUUCACAGCAAAAGGGCGGAUAUCGAGGAAGCACUGGACGUGAUAGAAGCGGCUUCGACCGGAUCACUGGGCGAAGAUUGUGCCACGACAGCUGGUUUUAAAUCCUUACCAGCAGCCGUGGCACUUGAUCCCCGGCGUUACGAUACCGCACGUCAAAAAGCUGACAUGACAGCCCUGAUGCUCCAGAAUCUUGGCACGGUCGGGGUAUCAAGGCAUAACGCGCUUUUAGACGUGAUAGCGAAGUCACUGUUGGUAUCGGUGAACGACGCGGUGGAGACGAGGGUGAUCGCGCUGAACGCGAGCACGGGCACAGUGAUCAGCGCGGUGUGGCUCGAGAGAAGCCUUGGAAGCGUUGGAGAACCGUUCAAGGUCGAGAGCCACGGACUUCAACCGGGAUCCGUGCCGGACUCGAAUUUGCCGUGGUUCGAAAAUGCGGGCGCCACCACAGAAUUGAGGUCACCGAAAUUCAUGCAGUCACCGGCGAUUGAAUCCUACAGGGGUUGGUGGACCAUCCCGUAUUUCUCCUGCAAAAGUCACCGCUGGUUGAUUUCGUACAGCGUUAACGUACGGCCGCCGGACGAUCGCCACGGGGUUCGAGAGUUCUUAAGUAUAGAUAUCGAUAUAAGCGGAUUAGAGGUAAAUCAGUGCGACGCGUCGCUGCACAUCGAGGACACCGAUGUUCUAAGUAAUCAAAUAGCAUCUUUUAAAGGCACGCAUAAAUGUCAUACCGACACCACGCAGUGCGAGUAUCAAAGCCCGAGCAAUCGCAUAAAUGAAAACGGCGUCGGUGCCGGUUGGGCGAAGGGUGCGUACGUGUGCAGAUGUCGGAAGGGUUACUACAGCACCACUCAGCAAUCCGUGUUCGAUGGAAUUCUCGUCGAAGCCGCUUGGAAGGAAUUGAAGGAGAACAUAAGCGACUCGUACGAGAAGGUGUUCCGAUGCUUACGCUGUGCGCCAGGAUGUGCCAAGUGCAAAGGACCCGAACCCUGUCUAGCUACCUACAACUGGCCCUUCCGAAUCUCGCUCCUGUCGUUUUCCAUUUUUUGUGUAUUCGGUACCAUAAUCCUGGUGGCCUAUAUGUAUCAACAUCGUAAGCUGAAAGUGUUCAAGGUUGCCUCGCCGAUAUUUCUGUCUAUUACGCUUUCGGGUUGUGCCAUCAUGUACCUCGAAAUGGCUGCUAUAUUUCCGGUCCUGGAUAUGUAUUCCUGUAUCGCCACGAAAUGGACGAGGCAUCUCGGCUUUUGCAUUUCUUACACCGCGUUGUUAAUGAAAACCUGGCGAGUCUCUCUCACGUACCGUGUGAAAAGCGCGCACAAAGUGAAGCUGACGGACAAGCAACUAUUACAAUGGAUGGUCCCGAUCUUGUUGGUGAUGCUAAUUUAUCUCGGCACGUGGACCCUAAGCGCGCCACCAUACGCCGAAGUGAUAGCUGACAAUUAUGGUCUGAAAUUCUACCAAUGCUCAUUCAACUGGUGGGACCAUAGUUUAGCAAUCGGAGAAAUUCUAUUCCUCGCAUGGGGCAUUAAAGUCUGUUACAACGUUCGCAACGCGGAGAGCCUUUUCAACGAGGCCCGAUUAAUAAGCUACGCUAUUUACAAUAUAGCAGCUGUGAAUAUCACCAUGAUCGCCAUUCAUCUUUUCAUUUUCCCUCAUGCCGGUCCGGACAUCAAGUAUCUGUUGGGCUUUCUACGUACGCAAUUAUCCACUUCCGUCACUGUAUUCCUUGUAUUCGGCCCCAAGGUGAUUCGAGUUUUGCGUGGUCAAGGAGACCAAUGGGACAGCCGCGCGAGGGCUCGCGGUGUCACAGCGAGCUUCUCGUUAAACGGAAUCGGUCUGGUAUCUGAGGAAACGACGGAUCUGCAUCAAGAAAACGAGGAAUUGAAGGAAGAGAUUCAGAAGUUGGCAGCGCAGAUCGAGUUCAUGAAGAUCGUGCACAUGGAAAUGUACAAUCGUCACAUAAAACCGAAAGCAGGUGGUUAUUUCACUACCCACGGGCACGGGCACAAUCAUCCGUCCUCGACUCAGAGUCCCAUCGCCAAGAGCUCGACUGCCAGUUUUAUAUUGAAAGUAUGUACCUAACACGACCCAUUCACGAUCCUC
Molecule: messenger RNA, 2652 nt
Organism: Ceratina calcarata
Lineage: Eukaryota; Metazoa; Arthropoda; Insecta; Hymenoptera; Apidae
Product: putative G-protein coupled receptor CG31760
Exons: 16
Coding region: 427-2631 (734 amino acids)
Biological process (GO): G protein-coupled receptor signaling pathway
Cellular component (GO): membrane
Molecular function (GO): G protein-coupled receptor activity
Source: RefSeq, a predicted model, not a curated record